Molecule: messenger RNA, 2870 nt
Organism: Platichthys flesus (European flounder)
Lineage: Eukaryota; Metazoa; Chordata; Actinopteri; Pleuronectiformes; Pleuronectidae
Gene: cfap36
Product: cilia and flagella associated protein 36
Exons: 11
Coding region: 230-1630 (466 amino acids)
Cellular component (GO): ciliary base; axoneme
Source: RefSeq, a predicted model, not a curated record
ACUGAUGAGUUCGCAGAUCUCCCGCUAGGAAAGGAGGCGAGGAGGCGAGGAGACAAGGAGGCAGCCGCUGAGCCGCGCCAUGGAGCCUGGUUCAUGAAGCGCAACAGACCCGAUGUCUGUGCCCGCGUGUCCGGGCCCGUGUGUGUUCGUGCUGUAGCGGAGGACCUGGACCCGAACCCCCGCAGCUGCUAACGCUGCUACCGCCGCCCGGCGCUCCGCAGCGGCCACCAUGGCGGAGGACGACGGCGACUGGGUCGUGGAGAGCAUCGUGGGCUACCUGGGCAGCCCCGAGUGGGUCGUGCCCGUCACGGACUUCAUGGAGAACAGAUGCACAGUUUUUGAUGACGAAGAUGAAAACAAGUUGUCAUACACAGACAUCCAUCAGCAGUAUAAGAAGCUGGUGGAGAAGCUGUUGGAGAACUACAUGGAGGAGGUUGGCAUCAACGAGCAGCAGUUCCUGGAUGCGUGCUCCUCUCCUUUUGCCAAGUCCAACGCACUACAGUCGGUGUUCCAGCCGGUUCUGGCCACAGACGACUUCCAGAUGUUCCGCUCAAUGAUGGUUCAGAAGAAUAUGGAACUCCAGCUUCAAGCCCUCAGGGUCAUAAAAGAGAGAAAUGGGGAGCUUCCAGAGUGUCUGACUGAUGGUGUGGAUGUGAUGACGGAGCUGCAGCAGCAAGAGAUGAAAAUCCUGCAAGAGGUUCUCAGGAAAUCAAAAGAGGAGUACGAAGAGCAAAUGUCCAGGAGGCAGCUGCUCGAGGAGGAGGUUGGUUCCACCUCCAGCGACUGCUCUGAUAGGCCAGUGGUGGAGAGCGGCAGAGCCCAGAAUACCACCUCUGCUCCCAGCCAGCAAUGCACCAAUGCCAAGGCUGAAGCUGAGGGGAACGGUGGCAGCAGAGGCAGCAGCAGCAGUAAUGGCCACCUCACCCCACUGGUGAACGGAAACACUGCCACUGAACUGAAUCUGGUCAAGGUCAACCCUGUCAGAAAAGAGGAGAGGAAGACAACUGACCCUGGAGCUGGAGAUGAAAUAGGUUCAGCUAAGGGCCGGUCCUUGUCAAAACUCGUACCAGAUUGUAACACUGUGGAGUCCAGAGUCCUUCCAGCGGUGAGAGCUCCAGUGAAGUCUGCCGAGCCGUCCGCCAGCAGCGCUCCUCGGACCACGGAGCAGAGCAGCAGGAGCCAGUCGGCUGCCGAGGCGUGUCUGGAGGAGGCGCACAGGGAGGCGGGCUUCUCUAAGCCUUUUACUGAGUUGUCAUCGUCACAGCAGGAGGAGCUCCAGCAGAGGGCAGCAUAUCUCUGUCAGCAGCGAGACAAGCUGCACGCGCUUAAGAAGGAGCAGCAGAAGACCAAGCAGACCACCACAUCAGAGGAGGCCCCCCCACCAGCUCCCACACCAGCACCCACCACCACCCCGGAGGCUGUGGGACAGUCCCAGAGGAACGGGGCCUGUGCCCCCCCUCUUCCUGCGCCCUCUACUGCACAGCACUCUGCUAACUCCUCCAGACCGAAGGUGACCCGUCAGCUGCCUCUGCCGGACUCGAACACGUGUAGUCGUUCAUGGCUGAAGCGUUGUGUGUGUGUGUGUGUGGUUCCCUCUCCUUUUUGUUCCUCUUGUCCUCACAAAACCUGACCUAAAGUCCUCCAUCAACACUUGUCACGCACGGAGAAGGAGUUGUUUGCAGUCUUUACUCUUUUGACUUUGAGCCCCAAGAGGUUUCAUUGACUGAAACUGCCUCCACUAAGAGAGACAGUGGGUUUGAUGGAGGUCUUGAAAUGAAAGCAAUUCUUUUAGGUAGGUGUGGCCUAGCUACGUGUUCCACCCCCGGCUCGACUCAUCUACUUCUCCAGUUUGUACCCGUGUGCUGUGUUGUAUCUUAGUAGCCUUCUCGCUGCUUCUUCUACCCUUCACCGUUUAGUUUCAAGCCGUGCUGGUGGUUGUUGUCAGUAAAGGUUUCAACCUGACUGUCUGGUCUUUCCACACAGGAGAUAACUGCUGAGGAGAGGAAGAAGCUCCAGAAGAGAAAACAUCUGGCCGACAAGCUGAAAGAGGAAGUGAUCAAGAAGUAACUUCCCCCUCCGACUUCACUCCGGGGAUCAAACACUUUACAACCUUUACUUUACCUCCGUCCGUCCGUCAGAUAGUUCAAUCCAUCCAGACACAUUUCGAGAUACUUCCCAAAGAAACACCAAUAGUACGAGAUCUUCCCAAACCCGGAGCUUCUCCUGGUGGUCAACAGAGGAGAACUGGCCCAUUUUACUUUGUGAAAGUACCAGUGUGUGGCAGAAUCCACUCAUAUCAGGGGGCCACACAAGUAUUAUAAGAUCUGUCAAUUACAAAUGUCGGAACAAGAGAAUUCAGAGAACAUCAGGCAACAUGCUGACGAUGUUACCAGUAGAGAACUCCAAUCACUUUUACUUCACUAGAUGUUCGAGGCCUGUGUCCAACACGUCGCUCCUCAUUCAGCACAGAGGACAUCAAAUGUACCCUCUGUAUAAUGUCCUCACACAUUUAAUUGCAUGCAUCUGUCCAGCGGCUCCAUGUGGGAGAGGACUUUAUUGCUAUAGUCCAGCGUGGUGGUAACAUUAGCCAGCACCCGUGUACAGUCUUGUUUCCCCACUGUCGUCAGGAUGUAUAUCACACAGCUGAGAACCCAGUAGCAGCUCAGCUCGGGGGGGGGGGAUGGGGCGCCGUGGACGCUGUCACAAGGAGCACACCACCGUGUGUUCCUCAAGGAGCCAAGAGAACCGCGUCACGCUUUCUACUAUGAACGCCGUAAUCUGCAGUCUUCACUUUAAGCACUCUUGAUGCAGUUUCUAUGUAACAUUGCUAUCAGGUAUGCUGUUUAAUAAAUCACAUUUUAUAGAAACAA